Poecilia reticulata (guppy) is the source of this 1453-nucleotide messenger RNA. The record is from RefSeq and is a predicted model, not a curated record. Lineage: Eukaryota; Metazoa; Chordata; Actinopteri; Cyprinodontiformes; Poeciliidae.
CCCAGUACGAGGAAGAGCUGGACCGCCAGCGCAGACUGCUGGACGGCGCCUGGAGACCGGAGGUUCGGCUGGACCGGACAGAACUUCCUGUUCAGUUCCUGAGGAAGGAGAAAGAGGAAGUUCCUGCUGACCAGCAGCUCUGGAAGUCCAGUCCAGACCGGGAGGAACCAGAACCUUCCCGGGUCAAAGAGGAAGAUGASGCUCUCUGCUUCGUCCGUGAUGAAGAGCCGCCGGUUCUGAAGCCGGACGCUGAUAUCACCAUGGUAACGUCUGAACCAGAACCCAGCAGGGACCGGAGCGUGUCCGAGUCGGAGACCCGAGAACCGGCGGGAAGCUGGAGUGACGACUCGGACUCGGCCAGAGAUCGGACCGGGUUCUGGAGCAGCCAGCAGGAAGGUCAAGAACCAGACGCUCUGACUCCAAACAGUGGCCUGCUCGGUGCUGCUGCCGCCGGGGUCAGAGGUCAGGACGGAACCUGGCUCCAGAAGGAGCUGGAGYCGAAGAGGAGACGGGUCAGGAAGAGGAUCAGCGGUUCUGGCCUGGUUCCCGGUGGACUGGGGCUGCGGCCMGUUUCCUGUGACGUCUGCGGGAAAGCYUUCAGGUGCAACUCGGAGAUGCGGGUCCACUUGCGCGUUCACACGGGCGAGAAACCUUUCUCCUGCGACGUCUGCCAGAAGACGUUCAGCUUCAAGGUCAACCUGUCCGUCCACAUGCGGACGCACACGGGAGAGAAACCGUACGCCUGCCAGUUCUGUGAGAAACGCUUCUCGGAUCACUCAUCGCUCCGGAAGCACACCAACGUUCACACAGGAGAGAGGCCGUACUCCUGCGCCGUCUGCGGAAAACGCUUCAGCCGCAGCAGCCACAUGUGGCGGCACGUCAGGGUCCACGCCGGAGAGGCUCCGCCCACCUGAGGCUCCGCCCACCCGAGGGACAGCUGCAGGUGCAGGCCUGACCGUAGGUCCGGUCUGGGUCCAUAACUGAUUUGUUUUUAUUAUGUUUUUGCUGAMGCAGCGGCUGGACGAGUCGUUUUACAGCUGAGACCAGAAGUUUACAUACAGCCAAUAAAAAAAAAACAUCCAUUUUUAUCUCUUGUUUCAGAAUCACUGAAAUUAUUUCUGUUUGCUCAACGACUCGGUUAUGAGAAAAAGACUGUCAGUUUUAUGGAUUGAGCUUAACGCGUUAGAUUUUAACGCAUUAAAAUUUGAACACAGUUAAUCACUUUUUAGUUUUUGUUAAAUAUAAAGGUUCCGGCUGGAACCUUCGUAUUCGCAUGUUUCCGGUACAACUGUAAAUCAUGAAACGGGAAAACCUUCCAGGUUAGCAGGAAUGGAAACCAACGACGAGCUUCAUGGCCAAGGAAAUUAAAUUGACAAUGAAGUUAUAAUGCUACGAAAAUAAUCGCACCUGAAUAAAGUAAUGACAUGAAAAUAAAGUUACAAUAUUAUGAGAA